Molecule: messenger RNA, 3251 nt
Organism: Andrographis paniculata
Lineage: Eukaryota; Viridiplantae; Streptophyta; Magnoliopsida; Lamiales; Acanthaceae
Product: mechanosensitive ion channel protein 10-like
Exons: 6
Coding region: 719-3028 (769 amino acids)
Biological process (GO): monoatomic anion transport; transmembrane transport; detection of mechanical stimulus
Cellular component (GO): plasma membrane
Molecular function (GO): mechanosensitive monoatomic ion channel activity
Source: RefSeq, a predicted model, not a curated record
CAGGGGGCGAUCCCAUGCCCUUACAGUGAUAGUCAUCCACCAAGUAAAUUCGAUGGCAACGGCUAGGGCGGAUUGGGGCGGGGCGGCAUCAUACGGAUAGUCUAUAAAUUAUUGGGAGCUACAAAGAUGGAUAGAGAUGCUCGAUACUCGUCUGCGCUUCACAAGGACGACGACGGAACCAGUUCAGUUGUGUAGUGCACAGACGACACGGCUACCCAUCCCAUGUACAUCCAUCCAUCCCAUCCAUCCAUCCUUCGGCAGACAGACUCCUUAAUCUACCCACCCCCACACUACUACUACCACUCUCUCACAAGCUUGCUUUCAUCUCUGCUCUUCAACUCAUUAGUCCUGUGAAUGCAAUGUCAUUGUCUAUCAAUACAAAAACUUUGGGAUGAGCACUGCAGGCUGAAGCAUCGAUCGGGCAUUUCUCCUCAGGCAUGUUUGGUUUUCGGCCAUCACCGCCUCUUUGAACGAUAACGACGCGAACAACCCUUUUCAAUUAUAUUAGCUAAUUGUUUUGACCAACAUAGCUCUAUGGAUGCAACGCUCGGACUCUUCGGAAGAGACAAUUUAUCAGGCGCCACCGCCUCGUUCUAUUAUUUUAUUUUAAUUUUUAAAAAGCUGUUUGAGUUUGUAUUACUUCCCUAGCCUAGAAAGGUUGAGAUUUUUCUGCUAUUCACAUGGUUUUAGGUGCAACUCCAGUCCUGUCUCGCUUUGAAUGGAUUCAUCUUGUCAACUUCCAAAGACGAGCGGAGAAAUAAGCAUGGCCGAAAAGCAGGGACCGGCGAACGAUGUUAUAAUCAGCAUCCCUGGAGAUGAAAAACGUUCAAGAUUUUCUUCGCCGGAUGCUUCCAAGGAACAAAUGCAUAAAUGCUCGGCUGAUUCACCGCGCAGAUCAUCUAACGAUUCAAGUCUCGGUGGUGCCCCAAAGUCAGUGUCACCCAGAAGCCCUUCAAUUGAAACAUCAAGGGCUGUCAAUAAACCACCCAAAAUCCCCAAAGAUGAUAGUCUCACUCGUCUAAAGUCCCUAUCAAGGUCAGUUUACUCAAAGCCCAAAUCAAGGUUUGGCGAGCAGUCUGUCCCUAUUGACAGUAGAAUGCUUGAAAAUGAAGCCUUAGCUGAAGAAUGUGUAGUAGUCUCUACCCGAGGUUCGCCGAGUAUUAAGGGUGGGGCUGUUGGAACUAGUAAUAGAUCAGUGCCAGAAAGUCCCAAAACGCCAUCCCCUGGCGGCAGCGGCGUUGGAGGAGGGGAUGACGAUGAAGAAAUAUAUAAGAAAGUUAGAAGUAGAAACAAGCUCAAGUAUAGGAAAGUGAAGGUCAAGGUUUUGUGUGAGUGGUUACUGUUUCUUUUCAUGUUGGGGUGUUUGGUUGUCAGCUUGACUGUUGAUAUGGUGCGAAAUUGGACAGUUUGGGACUUGCAAUUUUGGAGGUGGUGUCUGCUGAUUUUGGUGACAUUUAGUGGCUUGUUGGUUACAAAAUGGUUGAUGCAUUUUGUUGUUUUGGUGAUCGAGUUGAACUAUCUGCUCAAAAAGAAGGUUCUGUAUUUUGUUUAUGCCUUGAAGAAGAGUGUGCAGGUCUUUAUAUGGCUGACUGUGGUGCUCGUCACUUGGGUUCUGCUAUUUCAGCAGGGGGUAGGACGAUCACUCGCGGCCUCUCGGGUAUUAGAUUUCAUCACAUGGACGAUUUCUUCGUUGCUAAUUGGUGCUUUCUUGUGGUUGUUGAAAACUCUGCUGCUAAAACUAUUGGCAUCUUCAUUCCACGUGAAUGCAUUCUUCGACAGAAUUCAGGAAUCAAUCUUUCAUCAAUAUGUCAUGCUGUCGCUAUCCGGGCCACCAGUGAUGGAGUCGGCAAAUGUCUAUGCAAAAACGGGCAGCAAUGUGAGUAGGCUCAGUGUCCCCAUUGCCAACAAGGAGAAAGGUGGGAAGGAAAAGAAGGAGGAGGUUAUUGACAUGAAUAAACUUCAUCGGAUGAAACAAGAUAAAGUGUCGGCUUGGACCAUGAAGAUGUUAGUUGAUGCUAUAUCUAAUUCGGGUUUGACGACCCUUUCCAACGUCAUAGAUGAGAGUGCCUACGAUAGAGGUAAUGAACAAAAGGACAAAGAGAUUACCAAUGAGGAGGAAGCAAUUGCUGCUGCGUAUCACAUUUUCAGAAACGUAUCCCAACCUGGUUGCAGGUACAUUGACGCCAUGGACCUUAGCAGAUUCAUGAUCAAAGAAGAGGUGGAGGUUGUGCUUCCAAUGAUUGAUGUGGCUGAGAGUGGAAAGAUUGAUAGAAAAGCUUUGACUGAGUGGGUGGUGAAGGUUUACAAAGGGCGGAAAGCGCUAGCUCAUGCCCUGAACGACACUAAAACAGCUGUGAACCAAUUGAACAAGCUCGUUACAGUGAUUCUGAUCAUGAUCAUGAUUAUAGUGUGGCUUCUGUUGACAAGAAUAGCGACCACCAAAGUGCUUGUAUUUAUGUCGUCGCAGAUUGUUCUUGCAGUGUUUGUGUUUGGGAACACCUGCAAAACUAUAUUUGAGGCUAUUGUGUUUGUGUUUGUAAUGCAUCCCUUUGAUGUUGGUGAUCGGUGUGUUAUUGAUGGAGUCCAGAUGAUCGUGGAGGAGAUGAAUAUUUUGACAACCGUCUUCCUGAAGUUUGAUAAUGAGAAGAUAUACUAUCCGAAUUCAGUAUUGGCUACCAAACCCAUUAGCAAUUUCUACAGAAGCCCAGACAUGAGUGAUGCACUGGAGUUCUCUAUUGAUUUCAAGACUCCCGUUGAGAAAAUCGGCGCUUUGAAGGAGAAGAUUAAAAAGUACUUGGAGAAGAAUCCCCAACACUGGCAUCCCAAUCACAAUGUGGUGGUGAAAGAGAUUGAGAAUGUGAACAAGAUCAAGAUGGCUGUGUACUUCAAUCACACAAUGAACUUCCAAGACUUUGCAGAGAGGAACAGAAGACGAAGUGGAUUGGUGCUGGAAGUGAAGCAAAUCUUUGAAGACCUCAAUAUUGGAUAUGAUCUCCUUCCUCAACAAGUCAACCUUCUCCGCUGCUAAUUAACCGUCGCUAGAGUCUAGACUAAUUUUGUUUUAGUAUGGCUCUUUAAUGUCAAGCAUUCCAACUUAUGGAAAAAUUCUUGCGGGAAGGAAGCAAAUUGCUAUUUCAUUCAUACAAAGGCACAAGGCACAGACAGGCCAGCAGCAGCAACGGUCACUCAUACAUACAUACAUAUCUAUAUAUAUAUAUAUAUAAUAUAAUAUAAUAUAAUAUAAAUAUAUA